AUGUUUCUCUUUUUUUUCUCUCUUUUUUUCUCUCUCUCUCUCUCUCUUUUCUCUCUUUCUCUCUCUCUUUUUUCUCUCUCUCUCUUUCUCUCUCUCUUUUUCUCUCUCUCUUUUUCUCUCUCUCUUUUUCUCUCUCUCUUUUUCUCUCUCUCUUUUUCUCUCUCUCUUUUUCUCUCUCUCUUUUUCUCUCUCUCUUUUUCUCUCUCUUUUUUUCUCUCUCUCUUUUUCUCUCUCUCUUUUUCUCUCUCUUUUUCUCUCUCUCUUUUUCUCUCUCUUUUUUCUCUUUUUCUCUCUUUCUUUCUCUCUUUUUUUCUUCUCUCUUUUUUUUCUUCUCUCUUCUUCUUUCUUCUCUCUUUUUUCUUCUCUUUUUUUCUUCUCUCUCUUUUUUUCUUCUCUCUCUUUUUUUCUUCUCUCUCUUUUUUUCUUCUCUCUCUUUUUUUCUUCUCUCUCUUUUUCUUCUCUCUCUUUUUUUCUUCUCUCUCUUUUUUUCUUCUCUCUUUUUUUUCUUCUUUCUCUUUUUUUUUUUCUUCUCUCUUUUUUUUUUUUCUUCUCUUUUUUCUUCUCUUUCUUUUUCUUCUCUUUCUUCUCUUUUUCUUCUCUUUCUUUUUUUCUUCUCUCUCUUUUUCUUCUCUCUCUUUUUUUUUUUUCUUUCUUCUUUUCUUUUUUUUCUUCUUUUUCUUUUUUCUUCUCUUUUUUCUUUUUUUUCUCUUUUUCUUCUCUUUUUCUUCUCUUUUUUCUUCUCUUUUUUCUCUUUUUUUCUCUUUCUUCUUUUUCUUCUCUUUUUUCUUUUCUUUUUUUAUCUUUUUUUCUCUCUCUUUUUUUUUUCUUCUUUCUCUUUCUUUUUUUUCUUAUUUUUUUUUUUCUUAUCUUUUUUUUUCUUUUUUUCUUCUCUUUUUCUUAUCUUUUUCUUAUCUUUUUUCUUAUCUUUUUUCUUCUCUUUUUUCUUCUCUUUUUUUUUCUCUUUUUUCUUCUCUUUUUUCUUUCUUUUUUCUUUUUUCUUUUUCUUAUCUUUUUUUCUUAUCUUUUUUUCUUAUCUUUUUUUCUUAUCUUUUUUUCUUAUCUUUUUUUCUUAUCUUUUUUUCUUAUCUUUUUUUCUUAUCUUUUUUUCUUAUCUUUUUUUCUUAUCUUUUUUUCUUAUCUUUUUUCUUAUCUUUUUCUUCUUUUUUCAUCUUUUUUUUAUCUUUUUCUUAUCUUUUUUUAUCUUUUUUUUCUUUUUUUUUUCUUUUUUUUUUCUUCUCUUUUUUUUUCUUUUUUUUUUCUUUCUUUUUUUUUUUUUUUUUUUUUUCUUCUUUUUUUUUCUUCUUUCUUUUUUUCUUUCUUUUUUUUUUUCUUUUUUUUUCCUUAUCUUUUUAUAGAGUAACGACAGCAUAUUUGUCACAUCUUGCUGAAUCUCUUGUCUCGUGGCUACUUCCCUCCCUCUCUCUCUCUCUCUCGGUAUUUGUUUGCUCCCAACCGCCUCUUUUCUCUGGGUAUUUGUUUGCUCCCUCCCGCCUCUUUUCACUCGGUAUUUGUUUGCUCCCUCACUCCCGCCCUGUCUCUCUCUGUCAUUUUGCUCCCUCUCUCUGUCAUUUUGCUCCCUCUCUCUGUCAUUUUGCUCCCUCUCUCUGUCAUUUUGCUCCCUCUCUCUGUCAUUUUGCUCCCUCUCUCUGUCAUUUUGCUCCCUCUCUCUGUCAUUUUGCUCCCUCUCUUUUCGCUCUUUCUCUCUCUCUCUCUAUUUUUGUUACCUCUCUCUGCUCGCUCCCUCCCUCGCUUGGUAUAUUUGAAGAACCUCGGUGCUGUUGCUUUCUUACGUCCAUCUUAAUGACACCUUUUAUUAUUUACCUUUUUCUUAACUGCUUUAUUUCUUCACAAUUCCUCACUCGGCCUUUUCCCAAUUCUGCAUCCAUCAUUCCAAUCAAUUCAAUGACUAUUUUGUAUCUUAAUUUGUUUUCCGUUUCUUUGGCUUUGCAUUUGGCUUUUUCACUCUUUUUGUUCCCUUCUCUUGCUCUUUACUUAGGAGAUUCGCUCUCCUCCCCAUCCCCCUCUCUCCCUCCCCAUCCCCCUCUCUCCUCCCCCCUCUCUCUCCUCUCCCCCCCUCUCCUCCCCACCUCUCCUCCCACUCUCUCCUCCCCACCUCUCUCCUCCCCCACCCUCUCCUCCCCACCUCUCUCCUCCCCCCUCUCUCCUCCCACCUCUCUCCCCCCCUCUCUCCUCCCCACCUCUCUCUCCUCCCCACCUCUCUCUCCUCCCCACCUCUCUCCUCCCCCCCACCUCUCCUCCCCACCUCUCCUCCCCUCCCUCCUCCUCCCCACCCUCUCCUCCCAUCCCACCUCUCCCCAUCCCUCCCCCUCCCCACCCCACCCUCUCCCCACCCCACCUCCUCCCCACCCCACCCUCCCCAUCCCACCUCCCCUCCCUCCCCUCCUCCCCUCCUCUCCUCCCUCCCCCUCUCCCCCCCUCCCCCCCCCCCCUCUCCUCAAGCCUUUUAACCGUUGA
Acanthosepion pharaonis is the source of this 2475-nucleotide messenger RNA. Lineage: Eukaryota; Metazoa; Mollusca; Cephalopoda; Sepiida; Sepiidae. The record is from the annotation of a GenBank genome assembly.